Oncorhynchus keta (chum salmon) is the source of this 3753-nucleotide messenger RNA. RefSeq names its product induced myeloid leukemia cell differentiation protein Mcl-1 homolog. Gene Ontology annotation, molecular function: protein homodimerization activity; channel activity; protein heterodimerization activity. Bases 179 to 1030 code for a protein of 283 amino acids. Gene Ontology annotation, biological process: release of cytochrome c from mitochondria; extrinsic apoptotic signaling pathway in absence of ligand; mitochondrial fusion. The record is from RefSeq and is a predicted model, not a curated record. The transcript is spliced from 3 exons. Gene Ontology annotation, cellular component: mitochondrial outer membrane. Lineage: Eukaryota; Metazoa; Chordata; Actinopteri; Salmoniformes; Salmonidae.
UUGGUCAUUUCCGCACCAGACUCACUGUUGUAGUUAGCAGUCAACGAUGGGUGAUAUUUGUGGGUGAUAUUUGAGCAACAAAGUAGCUAACCGCUAGCUUUUCGUAAAAUAACAGUUAGAAGUGUAUAUUUUAUUUAUUUAUCAAACGCUUGUUUCUUUAUCUAAAAGUUAAGCCAAGAUGAGUCUGUCGAAGUCGAUUACACGAGCCACAACUACGAUGUUGCAUUUUCAAAAUGGAGGAUCUUCGUACCUAGCUGAUGAUGCUGGCCCUUCGUACUAUUUCGACGGGGCCGUAGGUGCUGGGGCGUCACCAAAGUCUAAAGUGGACUUGGGAAAUGGGACCGGCGAUACUCCACCACGACCCACGACGUUAGGAGUGAAUGUCGUGAAAAGCAACGUCCUCGAUAAUCAUUUGUCAGACCGAAGCAACAAUGACGAUUCUUUGCCAUGCACUCCUCAAAUGGCGUCAGAAUGUGGGCCUGAACUAUCGAAUUGUCAAUCGGGCGAUGAAGUAUUGGAACAUGAUACCAGACAACUCAUUGAGAUUUUUUUGGGGGACUACACAGGACUGUCUCAGCCUCGAUGGAAGCAAAGCAAGCCUCUUACGACCAUGAAGCGAGUGGUGGAGGACGUAAUAGCAAAGCAUCGAUAUGCAUACAAUGGUAUGGUCGUCAAACUUGACUUGGUUGAUCGAUGCGAUGACAUGAGCGUCCUCAAUUCUGUGGCCAAGACCAUGUUCAGUGAUGGGAUCACGAAUUGGGGUCGCAUCGCCAGCCUGGUGGCAUUUGGCGCAGUGGUGAGCCAGCACCUGAAGGAGAGUGGCAGGGGACACUGCGUUGAUUUGGUGGGCCAAGAGAUUGCCACAUACCUCCUCUCUGACCAAAGGGACUGGCUGGUCAAAAACAAUGCUUGGAAUGGAUUUGUAGAGUUCUUUCAUGUUCAAGAUCCUGAGUCCUCGGUAAGGAACACCCUCCUAGCCUUUGCUGGAGUUGCUGGGAUUGGGGCAACACUUGCCAUGUUGAUCAGGUGAAUUGAACAAUACUUACCUGUUACUUUUUUUCAACGAAGAAAAUGGACUAUGCCUGCAAGUUCUCUGAAAUCCUUGAUAGCACCAUGGUUGGAAUGAGUACCCAGUGAUGUCCUGCUUAGUCAAAGAAGAGGGUCAGUCUGUUGGAUUAUAGUGAAGGACUGAAUUGGGACGAUGCUUUGGUGUCAAGCUCAAGUUUGCUUUUUUCCCGCAUCAACAUUUUGGUGCCUUUUCUUGUUUGAGGGGUCAUUUGAGGAUAUUUGGUAACAGUCUCCAAAUAUAUUAAUCUGACUUCUUAAAUCUAAUGGACUUGUUAAAUGGCGCUUUUAUUUAAUGUAAAAAGUACAGACAUUUUAUUUUUGUAAUAAAUGUAUAGUUGAAUUUAGACUCGUACAAAGUUAAUUAAUUUGCAAACUGUCAACUCUCUUUUUAAGUAAUCAAGAUGGAAAAGCACUAGCUAGUAGCUAUAAUUCACAAUGGCAAAGUUCUGCCUCUGACCAUAAAUUUGGCUCAAAUGACUUGUUCUAGUCCUUGUGAUAUUAGUCAUACAUGUACAUACAGGGAUUGGUGUAAGAAAGGCAGAACCUGCAUUGAACUGACCACUGAGGGCCUUAGAAUUCAACUAAGAAGGUAUACCCAGGUUAUGGGCGUUGAAAAUGGAAAGUGCUUACAGCAGAAAGGCUUUAUUUUAUAUGCAAUUAAUUGCCUUAGGGUCUUUAUGACAUGCAUGUAUGUCAUAAAGCCCCUAGCUCUCCUACACCACAUUCAUAAGUCCGUAUUCCUGUUCCUUGGGGUAGAUUUUCCAGUCUUGCCUGGCAAUGCAUUUGUGUGGUUGCAGUGUGACUUCCUGGUUAAUGAAAUCUUGUGACUGUUGCACUAGGCUUUACUGGGAGGGGGAAGGGGGGACCUGUUUGAAAGUCAAUUGAAAAUUCCAUUCUCAAGACUAUGCUGAUUUGUAUUUGAAGUGUUUCAUUUCCAAAUGAUAUCCAUGUAAAUGAAAUGUGCUCGCAGGUAUGUUUUAAAUAGGAGCAUAAAGAUUGUACAUGGUAUCUGGCAUUGGUUCAAUAGAGGCAAGAUCAUCUGGACAGUGAACGUGUACCACAGUUCCACCCCAACGAACUAGCACUAACCCUCCUGAUGUAUCUUGCUGGCAAAUUCCUGUAGUCUCCUGAAGUUAAAUGAUUUAAAGGAUAAAAUCAUGCAACUUUAUUCACUUUUGUGACUGCAAUGAAUAAAGAAUGUGACUUUAUUCACUUUGUGGCUGCAAUUGUCUCAAAGCAGAAGUUUGACUGUUAACCUGCUGUGAACUUUUGAGACUACUUCUCGGAAGGGAGGGAGAUUUUGCACUGUGCUAGUUUCUGGUGCUGAAAAGUAAACCCAUACACAAAUGAAUUCCUGUGUUGUACAUAGUCAUCUACACACACACAGUUAAGUGUGUUUAUUCACACCACAUCCCCAAACAUGCACCGUGAGGUUAUUUCCUAGAAAUUAAACUUCUGUGGUAACCACGCCUAUAUGUGUGUCAUAGGCAGACCUUUGCCACGGUAUCACUUCAGCUGCAGCCUCAGUUGUCAGAAACAUAAUUAUUAAACUAAGUCCACCAGAACCUCUUGGGUGCCUCAACCUCUGAGUUGUCAAUAAAAUAAGUUAACAGCAGUCCAAAGGUCUUUUACAAUGUUGCAUAAUGUCAGUGACCACCUUUUUAGCUAUUACGUUUGAGAAUUUUCCACAUAAUGCAUCCGACAGCUCUGUCUGCGCCACAAUCAUAGCUUUGCAACAGUUGAAGCAAAUAUUACCCACAUCCUUUGUUGCUCACACUAAUUUACCAACUUGAGUUUCUUCUGCAUAUUUAAUCAUGUCUGAUACCAAAGCAGUAUUUUAUCACCGAGUGCCACAAGAUGUAAUGCAUCCAGUCUCAAUUAAUUUAAUGAUAUGCAAAAUAAAAUUACGUCAUUGAAAUCCUCUUGCACAUAGGCCAUAAAAUGACGGAAAUUACCCCUGUUCUUUCUUUGCAUAUGUCUGUCACUGAUAGUGUAUACAUGUAGAACGGUCAGAACCAGACUGGUUAUUGUAGCUGAGGCUUUCACCUAAAGCUUAAGGAGGAGAACUGGAGCGAGGGGGGGGUCAUGGCGGAAGGAAGCAUUGCACAUUGCUGGCCUAUCUAAUCAGGCAUGCUUUUAGACAGCUAUGGAAAUCAGCCACAGAGCAGGUAUUGUUUGACCUCUGCUGGACCCAAGGGAAGUUGGAGAUAUCCCAGAGCGUAGUGAUGCAAGUUGAGGGGAAAUGAGAGUUCACUUUUGUGUUUGCACUCUGUCUCAAGAACAGUUCUCCAAAUGUGAAAUGUGUAAUUUAUGAGGUUGUCAAUGAGAUGAUGACAUGACUACACUGUAGAAGACUCACUAGUCUCAUCUAGGCAAAUCUUGGAUCAAAUUCACAUUACCUGUGUCAGAGCAUGCCAUACUUCGGGUAAAGAGGAUUUUCUUUGGUAAUGAAAGGUGGUAUGGAAACAACAAUAUGCUAGAGCAGGAAUUCCCAAACUGGGGUAUGUAUGCUCAAUGCUGUCCGGGGUAUGCCAAAUACAAAUGUGAUUCGCAUUAACAAAAAACAAGUGUAUGUGUUUGUGUGUACAUACACACACACAACUGUUCAAAAGUUUGGGGUCACUUAAAUGUUCUUGUUUUUGAAAGAAAAGCACUUUUUUGUCCAUUAAAAUAACAUCAAAUUGA